Nerophis lumbriciformis (worm pipefish) is the source of this 417-nucleotide messenger RNA. NCBI's taxonomy places the organism in Eukaryota, Metazoa, Chordata, Actinopteri, Syngnathiformes, Syngnathidae. The record is from RefSeq and is a predicted model, not a curated record.
AUGUCCUGUUUUCUGGCCAUGUGGGUCAGCCUCAGUUUGCUGUUGCUGUGCCAGGCUACACUCUACCAGACCAUCCAGCAACACCAUGUGGCCCGGCCUGGUCGCACUGACAUUCUCACCCUGGAGGGAGGUACAUGCGAGGUGAUUGCAGCUCACAGAUGCUGUAACAAGAAUCGCAUAGAGGAACGCUCUCAAACCGUCAAGUGCUCCUGUUUACCAGGCAAAGUGGCAGGGACAACACGCAACAAACCCUCCUGUGUGGAUGCAUCCAUCGUAAUUGGGAAAUGGUGGUGUGAGAUGGAACCAUGUCUGGAGGGAGAAGAGUGCAAAACUCUACCCGACAACUCCGGAUGGAUGUGCUCCUCUGGGAAUAAAAUCAAGACCACAAGGAACACCCAGCCAUACUCCCCUUUUUAG